AUGACUGGGACGCUGCGAGAGUCCGAUGGCUCGACCGACAAGGUAGUUCAAGAGUCCAUGACCCUGAACGAACCUCGCCCGAACCCGGAGCUAGCCUUAAGCCCGGCUUCGAUGAUCGAAAAUCUCCAACCCGACCAGGCUGUGAUCAGUACCUGUGACUCUCUGUCCCCUCAACAGGUGGUACAAACCCCUAGCGACGUGGCGGAGAUGACAGGAAACUUCCUCGACAUGAUCACCAGCAGCGAAUGGAGCGACCCGUACAUCCAAGACGUGGCUAUGGGAGACUCGACAACGACGAAGAAGCAAGAAUGGAAACACCUCGGACCGAAGAGCAAGAAGAACGCAAAGAAGAACUCGAAGAACGACAAAGCCGAGGCGACAAUCGAUCCCACUAAGAGGGUACUGGGGAACAUGAAGUCGAAGGCCAGAGCCAUGAGCCUGGGUCAGCGAUGCAAGUUCUGCGACCUGGUACACCCUCGGGCCAUAGGGGACGUCAGAGCGGGGGUCUCGACCUGCCCUUUUGUGAGAUUCCUUCACAGUAUCUGGGGUGAGCAAUUCGAGUUCCAUACCCGGGAUGGCAAGCCUGGGAUCCGCUUCGCAGGACGAUCGAAGAAGUCCGACACUCACGAGGUCCCGAUGUUCCACCACAAAGAACCCCUCGUGAGCUGGAUUCGCCUCGAACUCGAAAUGAACCACGAAGAAGACCCUAGCAUUCACGAACAACCCAUGAGGAGCCUGGCAGAGCAGCUUGGAACCCUGAGUCGCUCGUGCAAUGUGCAGGGUGAAGACUGGAGUAACCAGAAGAUCCGGGAUGCGAGAGAACUCUACGACGAAUGCGCCAAAGUCACCAAAGCCCAGAUGGAUCGAUGGGCGAGCACCUUGGCAGUUAGGGGGCACGGGGCCGUCAGGCAGCAACGUUGCCGACACGAUCCCCGAUGCGGAUUCUGCGGGAAGAAUAGAGGAGCCUUGAUGGAGACCCGACUUCCGGCCAGGCGCGGCCCUCCCGCCCACCGAGGAUCCAGCCAUUGGAUACCACUCGGGAACCCGCAUGCUGCGACCCCUUGGGGGCCUAGGAACCCGGGAUUCCAGCACAGGACCUCUUCUUACCCAUACCCCUACGGGCAGAACUUUCGGGGCUAG
Molecule: messenger RNA, 1140 nt
Organism: Trichosporon asahii var. asahii CBS 2479
Lineage: Eukaryota; Fungi; Basidiomycota; Tremellomycetes; Trichosporonales; Trichosporonaceae
Exons: 1
Coding region: 1-1140 (379 amino acids)
Source: RefSeq, a predicted model, not a curated record